GCGAUGCGCCGAUGGGUUUCACCGAAAACAACUCCCUAACCUACCUAUCCACGAGCAAUCCAUGCCUAGACCUCUUCUUCCACGUCGUCCCCGACACGGAUUCCGAUUGUCUCACCGGAAUGUUGAAGAAAUCCUGGGAUUUCAACUCGCUGACCACUCUGAAACUGGUAUGCAAUCUGCGAGGCGUCCGAGGCACCGGAAAGUCCGACAAGAAGAAUUUCUACAGGGCGGCGCUUUGGCUUCACCAGCACCACCCCAAAACCCUAGCAUCCAAUGUCGGCGUGUUGGCCGAAUUCGGCUACUUCAAGGACUUGCCGGAGAUCCUCUUCCGCCUCCUCGAGGGACCUGAAGCCCGAUCCAUCGCGAUGAGUGAGUGGAAGAUGAUGAAGGGUAGAAAAGGCAAAGGGGAGAGCCGAAAGGAGAGGAAGGAAAGAAGAAUCAACUCCAACAUGGAGAAAUUGAACUUGAAUGAUCCGGGAGAGAAGGCUAGGAUUUUGAGGAAGGAGAGAGCGGUUGUCAAGGCUCAGAAGGCCUUUGGGAGGUACACUCGCGACCCCCAAUACCAGUUCUUGCAUGACAAGAUUUCUGAUCUCUUCGCCGAGCGUCUCAGGUCCGAUAUACAUUGUUUGAAAACUGGAAUGAUGAACAAGAUCAGUUUGGCAGGCAAAUGGUGUCCUUCAAUCGAUUCUUCGUACGACAAGUCGACUCUGAUUUGCGAAAGCAUUGCCAUAAGGGUUUUUCCUCGUGAGGAUUAUGAAGAGUACAGAGAAAUUGAAGAAGCACAUUAUGUAUAUAGAGUCAGAGACCGGCUGAGGAAGGAAGUGCUCGUGCCUCUUCGUAAAGCUCUGGAGUUACCGGAGGUCUAUAUGUGUGCAAAGCAGUGGAACACACUUCCUUACAAUAGAGUUGCUUCAGUGGCAAUGAAGAAGUACAAGAAGGCCUUCCUGCAACGCGACAACGAGAGGUUUGCAGGGUACCUUGAGGAUGUGAAAAUUGGGAAGGCGAAAAUCUCGGCCGGAGCAUUGCUUCCCCAUGAGAUUAUAGCCUCUUUGAGCGACGAAGAUGGCGGAAAAGUUGCAGAGCUUCAAUGGGCUAGAAUGGUAGAGGACCUUGCAGGGAAAGGGAAGCUGAGAAAUUGCAUUGCAGUGUGUGAUGUAUCGGGAAGUAUGAAUGGUACACCUAUGGAGGUUUGUGUGGCUCUGGGAUUGUUAAUUUCGGAGCUCAGUGAAGAUCCAUGGAAAGGGAAAGUGAUUACUUUCAGUGCAAAUCCUCAGCUUCAUGAGGUGGAAGGAGAUAGUCUUUUAGAGAAGACUUCAUUCGUGAAGAGAAUGGGUUGGGGUGGAAAUACUGACUUCCAGAAAGUUUUUGAUAGAAUAUUGAAAAUUGCUGUUGAUGGAAAGUUGAGCGAAGAGCAGAUGAUAAAGAAGAUCUUUGUUUUCAGCGAUAUGGAGUUCGAUGAGGCAUCCAGGAAGGUUACAUCUUAUUCAGAGAGUGAUUCAAAUUCUGAAGAUGCAGAGAAUGAUUCAGAAACUGACGAUGAGGAGGCAUAUGGGUAUGGCCUGCGGUGGGAAACAGAUUAUGAAGUCAUACAGAGGAAAUUUCAGGAAAAUGGAUAUAGUAAGGUGCCAGAGAUUGUGUUCUGGAACCUUAGGCACUCCUCAGCUACUCCGGUCACGGCCAAGCAGAGUGGUGUGGCGCUGGUAAGCGGCUUCUCAAAGAAUAUGGUGACUAUGUUCUUGGAGGAAGAUGGAAUUGUCAACCCAGAGUUUAUAAUGGAGAAAGCUAUCUCUGGUGAACUAUAUCAGAAACUCGCUGUAUAUGAUUGA
Messenger RNA from Cornus florida, 1826 nucleotides. RefSeq lists its product as uncharacterized. The coding region runs from base 12 to 1826 and encodes 604 amino acids. Lineage: Eukaryota; Viridiplantae; Streptophyta; Magnoliopsida; Cornales; Cornaceae. The transcript has 4 exons. The record is from RefSeq and is a predicted model, not a curated record.